Puntigrus tetrazona (Sumatra barb) is the source of this 990-nucleotide messenger RNA. It is a transcript of the gene rrp7a, whose product is annotated as ribosomal RNA processing 7 homolog A. The transcript is spliced from 7 exons. The record is from RefSeq and is a predicted model, not a curated record. Gene Ontology annotation, cellular component: UTP-C complex; CURI complex. Lineage: Eukaryota; Metazoa; Chordata; Actinopteri; Cypriniformes; Cyprinidae. The coding region runs from base 57 to 905 and encodes 282 amino acids. Gene Ontology annotation, biological process: rRNA processing; ribosomal small subunit assembly. Gene Ontology annotation, molecular function: RNA binding.
AGAACUACAAUUCCCAGAAGCCGCUGUCUGUUUCCGGUGACGUAUGUAAACUGUAAAUGAAGAUGGCGCUGUCCGGAGAUCAACACGCGUGUGUCAUACCUGGAGGUUUUACUGUGCUGUCUCUGAGGUUCAGUGAGGAUGACGCUCAUGCUGCUCUUCAUCAGCUGUUUGUUAAAGAGCACCGGGUUCGAUCGGAGUCCAACACGAACCGACCGCUGGACCGAACACUGUUCGUUCUGAACGUUCCUCCGUACUGCACUGAGAGUGUUAUAUCGGACAUCUUCAGCCGCUUCGGUCCGGUGCAGUCUGUGGAGCUGAACGAGAAGCCAGGAGCGUCCGAAGUGAACCACAGCAGUUUGUCCAGAUUCUUCAUCCCCAGACAGAGACAGUGUUUCAGAGUGGCCUACAUCGUGUUCCAGCACCCGUCUGGAGUGAACGGCGCCAAGCAGCACCCAGCACACACCCCACUGACCGUCUGCAGCGGACACACACCCCUCAGAACCGGCAUACACAAGUGGAUCCAGCAGUACUCAGACUCACUGUUCAGGGCCUCAUCGCUGCAGCAGGAUGUGGAUGAGUUCAUGAAGGACUACGACACACAGAAGAAGAAGGAGGCGGAGCGUCAGAAGCAGGAGGCGGAGCAGCAGCAGGAGGAUGAGGAGGGCUGGGUGAAGGUGACGAAGGGCAGCCGAGGAGUGAAGGUCCGCCCACACAGCGAGACGGCCAAUGAGAGGACGCUUCAGAAGGAGCAGGGGAAGAAGGAGCGCAAGGAGCUGCUGAACUUCUACACGUGGCAGCACCGAAACACACAGAAAGAACAUAUCGCUGAGCUCAGGAAGAAGUUUGAAGAGGACAAACAGAGGAUCGCUGUACUGAGAGCACAGAGGAAAUUCAGACCCUACUGACUCAUCAUACCCACAAUGCUUUGCACCUUGUACUGUUUGGUUACAUGAACAUUAAUUUGUAAUAAAGUCUACAGUGAGUCAAUCA